AUCUCACAGCAUUGGCAUGCAGCAGCUCACCUCUGCUCCAGUGCUGAGCCAGUCAUUCUCCCCUCCAUGUGUCCCCCCUGGAAGCCACCAGGAGCUGUCCCCAAGCUGGGUGUCCCAAGGUGCUGGUCCCUGCUCCCAGCUCCGACUGGCAGUGCCCUGGGGCUGGGAGGGCAGGGGAGACUCGGGGCUGUUUAACCAUUAAACCUGGGGCGUCUUGGAAGAGGCGGGGACACUUCCCUGCCACUUCACCCUGUACCUUGCUCCCUCCGGCAAUCCCUGCAGCCAUGAAGCAAACAAAAGGUAUGUGAAUCCUCUGGAGACCCUUCCCCACACACAGACCCUGGGCCAGAUGGAGCAGGACAAUGUCAGAGCCCAGGCAGCCUGUGGAAAGGAGCCUGAGGCAUGCAGGAAAAUGUCUCCUUGUGGGGAUGCUGGGGAGGAAUCCCGUCUCUGGGUGUGGGGUUCCUUGUGCCCAAAGAGGUGUGAAGGGGUUUAGGGGUGGGGGGGGUGUGCCAGGGAAGGUUUCUGUUUCCUUCUUCUGGCUCCAGCAGCUCUCUGGGGUCCUGGUGAACCUUCUCACCUCUCACUGAAGAACCCUGUAAACCUCCAGGACUGAGCCCCAUCUGCUUGGCCCUGCUUUGGCCCCAGCAGGCUCGAGGGAGACAAGAUGUCCAUCAUAAAAUUUGAAUUUAACCCCAAAGUUGGGAUCGACAACCCUGCCUUGACACUGACUGAGGACACGGACGGUGAGGGAGUGGGGGAGCCCCGCUUCUACCUCCUGACCAAGGAGAACACAGAGACCUUCGGCUUCUGCCUGCAUGAGGAGCUGGUCUGCCCUGGCCACAUCAUCCGGCAGAUUGAGAUGGGGGGGGUGGCCCAGCGCAGGGGGCUGCAGGACGGGGACCGGCUGCUCCAGGUCAAUGGUCACUUUGUGGACGACAUGGACCACCUCAGGGUGGUGCAGAAGAUCAAGGCCAGUGGGAACCAGGUCCUGCUGGCCGUGCUGGACGGUGACUCCUACGAAGCAGCCAAGUCCCUGGGCAGGGACCUGUCCCAGAUGCUGCCGGAUGACAUCCGCCCGCGCCUCUGCCACGUCACCAGGGACAAAAGUGGCUUUGGCUUCAGUGUGUCGUGUCCAGAAGGCACCAAGGGCACCUUCCAGCUGUCGGUGCUGCAGGACGGGCCAGCGGACAGAGCAGGGGUGCCACCGGGCUCCUGGCUGCUGGAGCUCAACGGGGACAGCGUCAAGAGCUACUCCCACACACAGCUCACCAGAAAGCUCAAGCAGAGUGGCAACAAGGUGACACUGCUGGUGGCAUCCAGCGCCGUGGAGGAGUUUUAUCGCCUGCGGGGCCUGCGGGUCACGGCUGCCUUGGCAGACACCUCCAGGCUGCCCUUCAAGGUCCGGGAGCUGCACCUGGUGAAGGGUCCUGCUGGCUACGGGUUCCUGCUCAAGGAGGAUGACUGCAGCUCGGGGGGAGUAGGCCAGUUCCUGUGGGAUGUGGAUGCGGGGCUGCCGGCUGAGCAGGCAGGGAUGAAGGAAGGGGACCGGGUGCUGGCAGUGAACGGGGAGAGCAUCGAGGGGCUGGACCACGAGCAGACCGUGGACAGGAUCCGCGCCCGCGAGGACCAGGUGACGCUGCUGGUCAUCGACCCCGCUGCUGAUGAGUUCUAUCACUCGAUCGGGCUGUCCCCCCUGCAGUUCUUUGAGGACAGUGACCCCGCCUCAGGCUCCUGCACGCCCUCCCCGCCCUCUCGGAGUGGCUCCCCUGCACUCUGUGAUGUGGAGGUGGCACCCAAGGGACCCAUGUCCUGGCUGAUGGCUGCUGCCAACAGUAUAGAGAUCAUACAGAGCCAGCGCCAGGAGGAACACACGAAGCUGUGCCAGGCAUUCUAACAGCCCAGGAGCCUCUGGACAGGCUCUCCCACACAGCACCUCCACACAGGCCACAUCCAGCCCCUCGGGCCUCAGCACUGCUCAGCAUGGACCCUGCACACGCAGCUCCUGUGUCUCCAUGCCUGGCUCACAGCAUGACACUCCCAGGGACUCGUCUCUGCUCACCGAGGCUGGCUCAGAGCUUUUACCAACCACAGUGGCAGCUCCUUGCAACCUGACCGCAGACCUGUGUCUUUACCUGCCCAGCUACCUCCAGGGAUUUCUCAGGACAUUGCACUGAAGCCCUCGCCCAGCUCCAGGCUCUGGGAGUUCCCAGGAGAGCUGAGGCACUGCCUUCUGCACCAUGGGACUUGAGGGUUGGUUCAGAUCUGCACGUGCAUGGACAUCUCUCCUGUGCUUCUGCUCUCCCUGAACCUGUGGGCAGUGAGUGUCCACCACCACCCUGUUCCUGCACCGCCCUUUUGGGGUGUGAUUAAAGGACAAAUCCACACUG
This is a messenger RNA of Catharus ustulatus (Swainson's thrush), 2390 nucleotides long. It is a transcript of the gene NHERF4, whose product is annotated as PDZ domain containing 3. NCBI's taxonomy places the organism in Eukaryota, Metazoa, Chordata, Aves, Passeriformes, Turdidae. The record is from RefSeq and is a predicted model, not a curated record. Gene Ontology annotation, molecular function: protein-membrane adaptor activity; signaling receptor binding. Bases 668 to 1897 code for a protein of 409 amino acids. Gene Ontology annotation, cellular component: apical plasma membrane. The transcript is spliced from 10 exons. Gene Ontology annotation, biological process: protein localization to plasma membrane.